Molecule: messenger RNA, 2799 nt
Organism: Pangasianodon hypophthalmus (striped catfish)
Lineage: Eukaryota; Metazoa; Chordata; Actinopteri; Siluriformes; Pangasiidae
Exons: 5
Coding region: 838-2100 (420 amino acids)
Source: RefSeq, a predicted model, not a curated record
CAUUUGUCUUUGUGCUGAAUAAUGCUGAGUGCACUACACAGGAGAAAGAUCCCAUUUAAUCUCGCUUUUGCACCGGGCAAUGCCGACCCGAGAUCUCGGAGCAAAGAAAUUUACAGCCUGAGACUUACAGCCUUCCUCAUCCGUCUCUCUUCAAACUGAGUCUCGCUCCGAUUCAGUUUUUCUAGUCUGACCUGAGGACUAUUUCUGUAGGGAGACGUGGAUAUGUGCACACUACCACUUAAAGAAACGUGUAAAAGAUACGCACCAAUCUUUUUUAUGCAAAAAACCAGUGCGCGCCAGGUUUAUCCGACUGCAGCUGCUGCAUCUGUAGAAACAGAUCACAUCAGGACUGUCUUAAGUGCCUUAGAAACUGGUGAUAUAGAAUUAUUUCGACGUGAUACUGAAUUGCUGGAAACCUUGUUGGGAUGCGACACGAUUAAGUUUGGACGAGGUCCCGUUUCAAAAGGCUCUCAAAAGAGGUGUGUCUAGACAGAGUGCAAGCACGCAUCCAAUCACACACUGAUUCUCUCUCUCUCUCUCUCUCUCCACACACACGCACACACGCGCGCGCACACACGCACUCGCGCGCAGCAGUCAGCUCAGCACCGCAGCAUUUCGCUACUUGACUUCAUUUCAGACUUUACGCACCGAGUGCACGCAUUUAAAGUUGUCUAAAGGUUUUGUAUCAUUUGGAGCAGGUUUGUAGAAAAUGUAGUCAGAGCGAAAGGACCUUUACUUGCCUAUUUUGUCCGACUCGUUUCUGGGACGCGCUGUAGAGUGCGAUGGGAAAAGCUGUCCGAGGCUCGGUGCUGGCUCGCUGUACCGCCUGAGCGCGUUAUGAACGGGGUGCGGGCGGGAGACGCGGAUGGCGGCGGCGCGCAGGAGCGCUACGGCAGUGUGGCGUACGACACGGCGCUCAGCACGCUGCUGGCUGUGGCUGUGUACGUGGUGGUGAAGGGGAGCGUGGACGGGCUGCGGCAGUGGCGCGCGCGCAUCUCGCUGCUGGUGGUGGGCUCCGGGCCGGUGGGACUAACGGCAGCGCUGGUCGCUGUCCGCAGCGGAAAGGUCCUGAAGCUCACCGUGCUGGACGAGCGCACACGCAGCGCACUGCUCUGCCGGCCGCAGCAGAUCGCUCUGGACCCCCGCAGCGUGCGCUUUCUGCUCAGUCUCGGCGUGGACUUCGACAACAUGGAGGGCUGCUGGCACAACGAGCACUUCUUUACGCGGAUCGGCGUGUUUCAGGAGUACCUGCUCAGCGUGCUGGAGCAAAAGAAGCAGAAAGUCGACGUGAGAGUCCACUUGGGCACUAAGUUUACAGAUGAAUAUCUGAGGAGGAUCCCCAGCGGCGAAUGGCCCCGGGUUAUUGUAGUGGCUGACGGCUCUUGUGGUGACUCCUGUUCUGUAUUGGGAAUCAGUUCAGAGUACAUCGUAGAGUCCUGUCAUGCCUAUGGAGCUAAUGCCACAAUAGAGAGACUGGACCAAAGACAGGUCCCCACACCUGAGAUCAGGGCUCACAGUCUGUACUUUGACCUGUCAGCAUACGGCAUUGAUUCUGUUAGAGAACCUCGCAACUCCUCUCAGACCUCAGCCAAGCCUGGGUUUCACCUGAAGAUCUACGGAACAUUUCGAAACCGAUACAUGGCCCUCGCCUGCACGUCUGCAGACUCGAAAAUGCUGCGUUUCCUGCGUCACACGGCCAACUCCUCAAUAAUGAAGAACAUCUUUCACCAAUCCUUUAAUGCUUAUAAGACAGACAUUGAGCCCCGUGUGAGUGAGCUGACUCUGCACCGCAUGCAGUGCAGCCGCAGGCUUUUCGAGAUCAUGCUCUCUCACCGACGCAUCAGUGCAGCCUACAUUGAGGGCGACAAUGUAGCCGUCACUGUAGAGGGGGAGGCAGCCCGCAUGCUAAACUUUGAUACCGGUUGUGGUGUGAACCUCGGCAUGAGGGGCUUGGAGUCUUUGGGACUGUUUAUCUACAGAACUGCCACUGCUCAGGAUCAGAAUGAUGUGUUCGAAGCCCUUUCGGCCAAAAUCCAGCACUCCAAACACGUGGCUGAGACCUUCAGACAGACUGGAUUGGCUGCAGCUAUGUUCGAAUGAAGAGAUGUGUGAGAGUUAGACACAGGGGGAAAAAAAACGUUGUCUCUAAAGUCUUAUAAAUAUCAUGGUUAAAGUUAAGUGUACUGUCAUGCCUUCGUUGUAAUAAGAAUGUUGUCAAAUGAUGUACAUGCUCAAAGGAACCAAAGCUUUAGCUCUGUGAAGAGUGAAAAGAAAUGUCCUUGCAGUCAAUGAUAAGUGUGUUGUAUGGAACAGAAAAACAUCUGUAGUAUUAAAGUGGAGGAUAAUGUGAUCUAAAGUUUAGACUUAAGAUUAAGUUCACACAUACAUUACUUGUCUGUACUUAGUACUAAGUACCACAGUUUCUCAAACUGACCUUAUGAAUGUGUUUAUUCUUUUUUAUCACUAUGCUGUAGAUUGCACUGAUGCUUGCAAUUUCAUAGUUUGAGGCUUGACAUUUUAUCAUCAGCUGUGGCUGGCAGGAAGUUUUCAGAUCUACACCAUUUCAGCACAUCUUUCUGCUUUCUAACAUGACCGCUCAGGCAAAAAUCACAUGAAUUAGAUCAUUAAUCGAAUUUAGUAACGGAAAUUUUGUUGGCUUGAUACUGUACAGAAGUGCCUGGCGGAUAGUCAAUAAACCACAAAAGCAUACAUUUCCAUUGCUUGGAAUAUUUUGUAUGUAUAAAUUGGGUUGUCUUUAGAUUUGUAAUGUUUGUUAAUAAAAUUAAAUGUGCAUCUUUU